Molecule: messenger RNA, 2319 nt
Organism: Phycomyces blakesleeanus NRRL 1555(-)
Lineage: Eukaryota; Fungi; Mucoromycota; Mucoromycetes; Mucorales; Phycomycetaceae
Exons: 9
Coding region: 1-2319 (772 amino acids)
Source: RefSeq, a predicted model, not a curated record
AUGGAGUCUAUGGAGCUUAAUAAUACUAUUUCAUAUAAGUGCGCAUGUAAUUUUGAGGACAGUGAGGGUGAAGCUCACAUUUACGACAGCAGCCGAAUCAGUACAAAUACUUUUACCAAGGCCGAGUUGAUGAGUAUUCAUCUGUCUCAAUUGAUGCUACAGCAUAGAAUUGCUAGAGCAGCAUAUAGAGACAUUGUUCAAUUUAUAAACACUGUCAUCCGAGACCAUGACGAUAUAAUGAUGGUCAUGGCAAAACUGUUGAUGCUUUGCUCAAGUCAAAGUCAAGUGUCAAGGGCCAUGAGUAUGAUGUCUGCUCUAGUGGUUGUUGAUUGUAUGGCAUUAAUGAUGACCAGGAAUCUUGUGUUGACUGUGGCAAACCGCAAUACAAGACUGAUCCCGAUCAAACUAACCAACAUUUUUGAUGGUGACAAUUAUAAGCAGUUGGUGCAGCAGGGCCUGUUCUCCAAUCCCGAUGAUAUUGCCAUUGGGCUUUAUACUGAUGGGUUUGUCAAUCAAAAGAAAGACCCAUCCAUCAGAUAUACCAACAAAUACCUUUUGCAACUGGCAAUCUUGCCUGGCCCCAAGAAGCCAACUCAUUUGGACUCCUUUCUUAUACUCAUCAUCAAUGAAUUGCGAGAUCUUAAGGCACAUGGCUUGGUUGUCAAGCACAAUGGAGUGGAGCUUUACAGAUCCAAGGUCUAUCUGCUGCUUGCUUUUGGCGAUAUUCCAGCUGUAGCUGAUAUGGCCCACAUUGGUUCUCAUACAAGUUUAUUUGGUUGCCGUUUUUGUGAGAUUAAAGGCAAAUGCCCUACUAACAGACGGCAUGGCAUGUACUUUGAUGACAUUUCUGCCUGGUUAAGACCUUUGGAAGACUUCAAAGUAGGCAACCCUUCGAAGAACAUAUACCAGCCGAGCAUAUAUACCCAACUCUCAACCUUCUCUGGAUCAUCAUUUUUUGCAUUAGAUGAACUUCAUUUAAUUGCAAGAGGGAUUGGAAAGUUUGUGUAUGACCUGAUUACCGUCACUCUCACAAAGGAAACCAAAUUUUAUUAUACCCAUCCAGACAAUACCCUCAAUACCACUGAAUACCCUUUUCAUAUACCAAGAGCAGACCUUGUAACAAUUGGAAACUGUAUCACCAGCUCACGAAAAUAUAUAUUCACCUCAUUUCAAGGCAGUUUUGACAACGUAUUUGCCAAGAUCGAUGGUACUCUCACAGUGGACUGGCUUGACUUUCUCUUAUACCUUGUCCCCACUUUGUUUGUGCCUUAUUUACCAAAUAGGGCUGUCAAAACAGCUCUAUUAUCUCUUACGUUGACAUCAGAAUUGCUUGAUGAGAUGGAGUUAUACUUCAAGCACUGGCACUCGUUUUUAUACCAACAAGUCCAGAAUAAUACCCUGUCUCAUAGUGUUUUCCGACCAGUUCAACAUUACCUGGUCUAUAUACCCUAUAUCAUCAAGCAGCGAGGCCCCCUGCGAUGCUACUCCACUCGCUCAAUGGAGAGAGUAAUUGGCGUCUUCUCCAAAUUGAUAAAGUCCAAAUCAAAGGGUGGCCGAAAUGCCAGUUUUCUCGUCGAGCGAUUUGCAAUUCACAAUUGUACCAGCACGGCAAUCAGCAUCUGUGAUGAAACCAACCUCAUUCGGCCAAAGCCAUAUGGAAGAGAGAGCUACAUGGACCUUCCUAAUAAUCCUAGUGGUGCGCAGUUGUGGGAGCCAUUUCAUCAGUUUGUUAAUUUGAAUGAUGAUUUGGUGGAAGGUGUAAACGGCCCUAGUAUGAAGGAAGCUUUAUUGAAAUACUACCGGAGAACAACAGGCUUGACUGGCCACGAGUUUGGUGACUCUGUUGUUGUUGUAGCUGCACAUCUGUGGAUGGACUCGACUGUAUAUUCCUCAUGCAUGUACCGAAGAAAGAAAAACGAGACCAGCCAUGGCAACCAUUACGUGAUGUUUACUUGCCCCUAUAGAAACAACCUUAAUGUAAUUGUUCACAGCUGGCUCGUUGGUACAGUACAGUUCUACUUUCAGUAUGUAUAUUUCCAUGGCUUCCUACACUUUUUUGCUUUCAUGGAGGUCAUGAAGGAAUAUGACGCGGCUGGUCAUGACUCAUCAGUACCUAUCGUCAAACAACGGUCACAAAGCACCCAUACACUAGGCCACCAAACGCAACUGACUUAUGCAGUUAUAAGUGUAAAUGACAUUUGUCAUCAAGUUGGUCUGGUCCAAUACCCACCGAAUGGAAACAAGUUUUAUGUAAUCGCGCCCUAUUAUAUCUUUAACAACAACAUAUGCAUUACUAAAGGCAAUCUUUCCAUUCUGUAA